Molecule: messenger RNA, 544 nt
Organism: Priapulus caudatus
Lineage: Eukaryota; Metazoa; Priapulida; Priapulimorpha; Priapulimorphida; Priapulidae
Product: 40S ribosomal protein S23
Exons: 4
Coding region: 73-504 (143 amino acids)
Biological process (GO): translation
Cellular component (GO): ribosome; cytosolic small ribosomal subunit
Molecular function (GO): structural constituent of ribosome
Source: RefSeq, a predicted model, not a curated record
GCUCCCUACACGAGAUCUCGCGAGAACGAGCAUUCUGGGAGAAAUCCUUUUCAUCGCCACCACGCUAAAGAUAUGGGAAAGCCAAGAGGACUUCGCACGGCUAGAAAGCUGAAGGAGCAUCGCCGAGAUCAGCGUUGGCAUGACAAACAGUACAAGAAAGCCCACUUGGGAACAGCGCUAAAGGCUAAUCCCUUCGGUGGAGCUUCGCACGCAAAGGGCAUCGUGUUGGAAAAGAUUGGCGUAGAAGCCAAGCAGCCUAACUCUGCCAUCAGGAAGUGCGUGAGAGUGCAGCUGAUCAAGAACGGAAAGAAGAUCACGGCCUUCGUACCCCGGGAUGGCUGUCUCAACUUCAUCGAGGAAAACGACGAGGUGCUAGUGGCUGGAUUCGGACGUAAAGGGCACGCCGUCGGUGACAUUCCAGGCGUACGGUUCAAGGUCGUCAAGGUCGCCAACGUGUCCCUGCUCGCGCUGUACAAGGGCAAGAAGGAGCGGCCGAGAUCGUAAACAUGUAAAGCUAUUACGUAUUAAAAAACUCGUAAAUCUA